AUGGCUGGGUUUUGUUAUCAUCAGGAACAGCUGGAGUUUGCCUGAUUGGCCCUCUCCCAGCCUGCUUUGUUAUCUCUCUUGGAAAAAAACCACAAGAAUGUUGCUUUGAAGGAACUUCACGAGUUAUACCUUCGGAAUACUUCGACCUUUCAAGUGACAGCCUGGUAGGUGCUCUGUGAAAAGCAUCCUGAGUGGAGGACACUGUGGAAGACCCCGCGAUGGCCUGUGUUGUUGUGCCAUUGUUCUGGAAGGCCCAGGCCUUGAAGGGUCUGUGGGCUCUAGGCCGAGCUCCCGCUAGAGCCUUCAGCCGAUGUCACCCAGUGCUGGCAGCUCAGAAUUUCUCAGACUAUGAAUCCAUUCAAGAACAAUAUAAACCAGAAGUGCCAGAACACUUCAACUUUGCAAAAGAUGUGCUGGACAAGUGGGCCCAGAUGGAAAAGGAGGGAAGAGGACCCUCCAAUCCAGCUCUUUGGUGGGUCAGUGACCAAGGAGAGGAAGUGAGAUGGACUUUCGAGGAGCUGACGGCUGCAUCCAAGAAAGCAGCCAACGUGCUUUCUGAGCAGUGUGGCCUGCGGAAGGGAGACCGAGUUAUAGUGAUCCUGUCGCGGAUACCCGAGUGGUGGCUUUUGAACGUGGCUUGUAUGCGAACAGGGACCGUUAUUAUUCCUGGGACGACGCAGCUGACUGCAAAAGACAUUCUACACCGACUGCAAGCGUCCCGAGCCAAGUGUGUCAUCACUGACCAAGUUUUGGCCCCAGCCGUAGACAGUGUAGCUUCCAAGUGCCCGUCUCUAGCAUUCAAGCUAAUAGUGUCAAGGGACCGCCGGGAUGGCUGGCUCAGUUUCUGCGACUUGUUGAACCUUGCACCUGCUGACCACCACUGUGUGGCCACAAAGAGCUGUGAGCCAAUGGCGAUCUACUUCACCAGCGGCACAACAGGUGCUCCCAAAAUGGCUGAGCAUUCCUACAGCAGCCAGGGAAUUGGACUUGCUCUCAAUGGAAGAUACUGGCUUGAUCUGACCCCCAAGGAUCUGAUUUGGAACACUUCUGACACGGGCUGGGCCAAGUCUGCCUGGAGCAGCAUCUUUGCGCCAUGGAGCCAGGGGGCAGGCGUCUUCGUCCACAGCAUGCCGCGUUUCGAGCCAAAGCCUGUCCUUGAAACGUUGUCAAGGUUUCCCAUCACAACUUUCUGUUCCGCACCUACUGCUUACCGGAUGCUCGUAUGCCACAAUCUAAGCAGUUACAACUUCCACAGCCUGAAACACUGCGUGAGCGCUGGAGAGCCCAUGAACCCUGAAGUAAUGGAGGACUGGAAAAGAGAAACCGGCUUAGAUAUCUACGAAGGCUACGGGCAGACAGAAACGGUGCUGAUCUGUGGAACUUUCAAGGGAAUGAAAAUUAAGCCUGGCUCUAUGGGAAAGCCCUCUCCUGCAUACGACACUCAGAUAAUAGAUGAAGACGGCAAUGUUUUGCCUCCCGGGAAAGAAGGCGAUAUUGCCAUCAGAAUAAAACCAACGCGUCCAUUUUGCCUCUUCGCUCAGUACACGGAUGAUCCCGAAAAGACGGCCUCAACCAUACGUGGAAGUUACUACAUCACUGGAGACAGAGGGAUUAGAGAUGAAGAUGGCUACUUCUGGUUCAUAGGAAGAGCUGACGAUGUCAUCAAUUCGGCCGGGUACCGCAUUGGGCCAUUUGAAGUGGAAAGCGCUUUGAUAGAACAUCCAGCCGUUGUAGAAUCCGCUGUCGUCAGCAGCCCAGAUUCCCUCAGAGGAGAGGUUGUGAAAGCCUUUGUUGUUUUGGCCCCUGAUUACGUCUCACAUGAUCCCGAAGUGCUAACCAAGGAGCUUCAGGAUCACGUCAAAAAGGCCACUGCCCCGUACAAGUAUCCGAGAAAGGUGGAGUUUGUGCCACAUUUGCCAAAGACCGUCAGCGGGAAGAUCAGAAGAAACGAAUUGCGCAAGAAGGAGUGGGGGGAAGCAUAGAGCCCGGCAAUCGCUUCCAAGAGUUUGUUCCGAGAACAUAGAGCUUUGUAUUGUUUCCUUGUGUGUUGGCGCCUGAUGCAAGACUUGCACGUCCACUCCCUCCAGAGAGCUCAAGGAAUUACAAGAAAGUACAGGGUCAGACCUUUGGGUGAGGAUGAACACUUGAGCCGCCUCCCCCCAGCUCUGCAAGAAAUCCUAAGAUAUCCUGCCACGUUAACCAAUGUCAAGUCUAGCUCUGCUUCCAGAUGUUCAGUUGCGUAAGAACGUUGCAUUAUCCCCUCAAAAGCCACAAACAAGAUUUCCUUCCAAAGCUAAAGAGCGCCAUGGAUCUGCCGGGGGCUGAAGGAUGGAGGGCUGAGGCCAGACAUGUGAUCAGACACAGAAUCUGGUUCCUUCCUUCUGCCCUGAGCGACAAGCUGUUCCACACAGGGCAUGUGGCCAGGGUAGGCCACUCACUCAGACCGCUUGGCAUCAAAUUCUAGCCCCCUUAAGAGGUAGCACUGUAAUAUGUCACACUGGUAAAAGCGUGGAGCAAAUUUAAACCAGUUUCCCUGCAUCACUGACACUUCAGUGUGCCUCCCAGUCUUAACAUUACCAGUUCUUACCCCUGACAAGUCUCUUUGCCCAACUGAGCCCCUGGUCUGCAUAGGCUAGGGAUGUGUCCAGCAUAAAAAUCUGGCUACAACCCAAUUUCAGCAAAGGAGACCUCGCCUUCGUUUGUAAGUAUGCAUACAAGCUCAUUGGAGAGAGGUAUUCCCCUCAGCCCUCCAAGUGAGAAUACCUGUAGAGCAUUCAUACUAGUGUUUCCCUGCUAGCUCUAACAGAUGACUUGUACCACAGCCGCAAAAGAGGUGGGGCUGUUUUGAUCACACGGGGUGCAAUCCCACCAAAAUGAAAGCCCCACUGAUUUCAGCGGGAGAGUUCAAUACACAGCUCUCACGCUGAAAUCCAUGGAACCUGAAUGUGUUUCAUAUUGGCCGAAUUGCAGCCUUAAUAUCAGUCAGAGGUUUAUGGGGGUGCCUAGUUAUCUCUCCCAAUCCCCAUUAGUUCUAGAAUUACACCAUACCACAGAUGGGCAGAGAUGCCAUCAUUAAUACUUGCAAGGACCGUGUAAGUUUAAACUGCAAGUUCAAAAGCUACUGAAACCACAAAAGCUGAAAUUUUAGAAAUUUUAUUCCACUUGUGAGCCUUAAUUCUUGCAGAUUACAUAAAAUGAUUUAACAAAGAACCUCCAAUUCCGAGAUUCCAAGAAGGACACUGCACUGCCUCUUAGUCUUAAAAACACUUUAAGACACAAAACCCAAUGCCCCUCUUCAUGCCUUCCACAAUGAUGGCUGUUUGCUAUCAAGCACAGAGAGCAGCCCAGGCACAUGACUUCAUAAGUCGAACAACUGUUCCUAAGUCGGCACUGAAGCCUGUCUCCGUAGGCAUUCCAGAAACCUAACAUAAUGGCCAUUUGAUCCCUUUAAAUGAAUGGCCCAAGCUCUCCCUCUCCAGCUGUUGAAAUGCCUUGGUAUUUGCAUGCAGGCUUAGAAAAUACAAGUUUAAUGGCAAACUGGUGCAGCCACUGGGCUUUUCAAGGCCUCACUACAGCCUUGCGCUGAAUUCACCGAAGCAGUGGAUUCAGAGACAACAUUCCAUGGAUCACAAGGUUAGCAGGUUUCCUUUGGAGUUAGUUGCUUUGUUGAAAAAAAGAAAACUAAGGAUCAGUUUAUAAAGCACCAUGCUUUUAUUUUAUUCCAUUAAUAAAGACUAAAAAGGACAUUAAAACCAUGAUAGCUGUAUUAUAGAUCACUUCCAAAGGCAGAAAAAGGACAAAGCCCCGUGGUACUGUUCUUAUUUUUAAAACUCAAGAUGCAUGUAUGGUUUCAGUUAUCUAAUGAUGUCAAUGUAAUCUGCACAUUCUUAAAAAUAAACAGUUGUAAGCUUGGGA
Molecule: messenger RNA, 3915 nt
Organism: Heteronotia binoei (common prickly gecko)
Lineage: Eukaryota; Metazoa; Chordata; Lepidosauria; Squamata; Gekkonidae
Product: acyl-coenzyme A synthetase ACSM4, mitochondrial-like
Exons: 14
Coding region: 219-1982 (587 amino acids)
Biological process (GO): fatty acid biosynthetic process; acyl-CoA metabolic process
Cellular component (GO): mitochondrial matrix
Molecular function (GO): fatty-acyl-CoA synthase activity; fatty acid ligase activity
Source: RefSeq, a predicted model, not a curated record